Messenger RNA from Penicillium canariense, 531 nucleotides. RefSeq lists its product as uncharacterized. NCBI's taxonomy places the organism in Eukaryota, Fungi, Ascomycota, Eurotiomycetes, Eurotiales, Aspergillaceae. Bases 1 to 531 code for a protein of 176 amino acids. The record is from RefSeq and is a predicted model, not a curated record. The transcript is spliced from 2 exons.
AUGGCAGGCCGACAACCCGAGAUUCGCUCCCCCUUGCAGGAGGUAUCUCAGUUCGUGUUGGUAAUCUUCAUUUCGGUUCUCGUACGAGUACUUACUAACCUCCUUCAAGGCUUCCUGACUCGCGAACGCCCCGUGGUGGGUCCUCCCAUAAACCGUGAUGAGCAGUGGCUAGUCAUACACGUCGAUGACCUUCGCCUAGCAAUCCAGCAAGCUGGUUACCACCGUGCAGAUCGCUGUCGUACUGUGAUUGGCCCUCGUGGUCCUGCUCAUGCCCGCGACCGCCGCCGCCGAAAUAUCCGCAACCACCUUGCUGGCCCGGGCCCUGUUUCUUCUACCGAGCAAGUGCGACAGGCUCGAAUAGCAGCCGUGACCGCGGGAAUGCCUCGGCGCGCGCUUGACCAGGCACUGCGGGAGACUUCCAAUUGUGAUCGUUGUGGGAUCUGUCACGAUGAGCCUGACGAUGGGACAGAGAUUAUCACAUUUGAACCGUACUGCAAUCACUGGUUCUGCUCUGACUGUCUCGGUCCGUGA